AUGGGUAUGCUCCUUUCCCUGAUUUUUCUUUUGUCCUUAUGUGAGGUUGCUAAUGGAGCCGAUGAGAAUAUAAAAGUCUGUUUUAUCUCUGUAACUGUACCUGUACCUAGACAAAAUAAUGCUGUAGUGAGGCCUUCAGUGCCUGUCGAGUACUGCCAAGAUCGUGAUGCGGCAGCUUGCUUCGAAAUAUUCAAGCCGAUGGGAAACGAUGUACUCGCGAAUAAUCGUAUGCCGUGA
Molecule: messenger RNA, 237 nt
Organism: Dracunculus medinensis (Guinea worm)
Lineage: Eukaryota; Metazoa; Nematoda; Chromadorea; Rhabditida; Dracunculidae
Source: the annotation of a GenBank genome assembly